This is a messenger RNA of Centruroides sculpturatus (bark scorpion), 1882 nucleotides long. Its product is annotated as short-chain dehydrogenase/reductase family 16C member 6-like. The record is from RefSeq and is a predicted model, not a curated record. Gene Ontology annotation, cellular component: lipid droplet. Lineage: Eukaryota; Metazoa; Arthropoda; Arachnida; Scorpiones; Buthidae. The transcript is spliced from 5 exons. The coding region runs from base 94 to 1008 and encodes 304 amino acids. Gene Ontology annotation, molecular function: oxidoreductase activity, acting on the CH-OH group of donors, NAD or NADP as acceptor.
UUCGUUUGUAGUAGUCACGUGACCGAUGUCACAUCUCUCUUUAUAUGCGAAGCAUGCUGAGAGUGAAGCGAAGUUGACAAACGUGUGACAAACAUGAACGAGGUAGUUAAGGUGAUUGUAAACAUAUUUUACAUGUUAUAUCUCUGGUUAGAGGCGGUAGUGUUGCAGUUUGUACCGAGAAAGCUUCGUUAUAAAGAACUGGAUGGAGAAAUUGUACUGAUUACAGGAGGUGGAAGCGGAAUAGGUCGUCUACUAGCGCUGAGAUUCGCAGGUGUGGGGUGUCGUGUGGUAAUUUGGGACGUUAACGAGGAAGGUAAUCGCGAAACACAGCAACAGGUGAAGAGCCGAGGAGGUGAAUGUCAUUCGUAUGUGUGUGAUGUCACCGAUAGAGAGAAAGUUUACGCUGUGGCGCGUAAAGUGAAGGAAGAAGUGGGUCCAGUCACUAUACUUGUCAACAAUGCUGGCAUCGUAACGGGGAAGAAUCUUUUGGAUAUCCCCGAUCAUCUUAUCGAGAAGACCUUUCAAGUUAACGUCAUAGCACAUUUUUGGACACUGAAAGCCUUCCUGCCUGAUAUGAUCAGUAUGAACCAUGGUCAUAUUGUGACGAUUUCUAGUUUGGCCGGAUUCUCUGGAAUAAAUCGUCUUUCCGAUUACUGCGCCAGUAAAUCUGCUGCCAUCGCUGCACACGAAUCUUUACAUUUUGAAUUGAAAAACGAUAAUGUUUCGGGUAUCAAGAUGACAUUAGUGGCACCGUUCUUCAUAAAUACAGGCUUAUUUGAAGGAGCUGAUGGGGGAUAUUUUUCAGUCUUGACACCUGAAUACGUUGCCGACGAAGUAAUAUCUGGUGUAAGAUGCAAUCAAGAGACAGUUAUUCUUCCAAGUAUCUUUAGCGCUAUAGUCAUGGUGAAAGCCAUAAUGCCUGUAACAGCAUAUUCUGUAUACUACGAGUUAUUACAAGGGUAUAACUCUAUGAAAAAUUUUGUUGGAAGAUCGAGAAAAAACAAUUAAUAACCUUUUGUUUUUUUUAUAAAUUUUACCUUUUUCUUGCGAUGUUUCUGUGAGGGGGAAAGUAUGGCAAUCGGUCAAAUAACGACCGAUUGGCAUAUUUUCCCUCUGUUAUCUAUAACAGAGCCAAGAAAGUGAAAAUAGGAGUCCAUGACUUCGUUUUCGAUAUACAAAAGUAUUACAGUGACAAUGUUUAUGCUCUCUGAUGCGACGAGCAUGGACCUAACGGAAUUUACGCCUAGGGAUCAAAAAUAAAAACAGUAUUACGUGCGCCUAAUGGAAAAUAGGCGCGAAAACGAACAUAACACAAGAGCAAAGCAAUCGCCAUCGAUUGCUUUGUUCUUGGAUUCGUUUCUCCGUACCUGGCCAGUGCAAAGAUCGUGUCUCCCGUAGCCUGAAGAUACGAGAGAUAAGAGGCUACAAAAGAGGCUAUCGAGGAUAGCCUCUUUUGUGGCGGAAAGUGCAAAGUUCACCUGUCCGCGUCUGUCAGGUACUGUACAAGAAUCUCCUCUUCUGUGCCUAACAGGUGCAGGGAUCGCUUCUCUCCUUCCGGCUCCGCAUCAAUUCUAUCACGAGCAACAAAGUCGCGCGAUGUCCUAGUAAUUAUUUACUCUCAAAUUUAAAAUUCAUUCCGUAUUAUAAUAAUGUUUAAUGUUAAUCCUAGUGAGCAAAUAGUAUAAAAUUAACCUGUAUCUGAUGAAAAUAUUAAGAGACAAUCCCUUGGAAUUACAUAAUCGAAAUAUAUGAAACCACGAAUGAAAUAAACUCCGCUUUUACGAUCAAAUUAAUUCUUGUUAUAAACCUAAUAACCCGAAUGCUGAUUUUUCAUAGGCUCGGUAUUAUAAAAUGAUAUUUCGUUCUUGGAAAUGAAUAAUAA